Molecule: messenger RNA, 2652 nt
Organism: Monopterus albus (swamp eel)
Lineage: Eukaryota; Metazoa; Chordata; Actinopteri; Synbranchiformes; Synbranchidae
Gene: l2hgdh
Product: L-2-hydroxyglutarate dehydrogenase
Exons: 10
Coding region: 172-1509 (445 amino acids)
Molecular function (GO): (S)-2-hydroxyglutarate dehydrogenase activity
Source: RefSeq, a predicted model, not a curated record
CGUUGCGAGGGGCGUGGCCACUUGUUUACUCUCAGAGUAGUGCUUCUGCAGGUGGGCUAGCGAACAGCGGUGACAACAGGAGGAGGAAACACUAAACAAAAUACAGUUACAUUUGUCUGACAGUUAUACAAUGAAGAAACGGUUCUGAUGUGCUUUUAAAACGCCCUGGCAAUGAUCCGGAUACUGAGCAGUGCAUCUUUUAAAGCUGUUGGGACAGCGAAACUGCUAAAGGACAUCACAAACAGGCAGCUGCACGGCACAUAUGAUGUGGCCGUGGUGGGUGCCGGCAUCGUGGGCUUGGCCACAGCCAGAGAGCUCAUUCUGCGACAUCCGUCCCUCAGCUUCAUCCUGCUGGAGAAAGAAAAAGAGCUUGCUGUACACCAGAGUGGGCACAACAGUGGAGUCAUUCACAGCGGGAUCUACUACACACCGGGGUCGCUGAAGGCCCGUCUGUGUGUGCGAGGAGCCAAUUUAGCCUACGAGUACUGUGAGAAGAAAGGGAUCCCUUACAAGAGAUGUGGAAAGCUUAUUGUGGCUGUGGAGCAGGAAGAGAUAUCGAGACUGAAUGCUCUGUACGAGCGCGGCAUGAAGAACAACGUGCGUGACCUCAGUAUUGUUGAUGCCAAGGGAAUACGAGAACGAGAGCCGUACUGCAGGGGUCUAAUGGCCUUGGAUUCGCCCUACACUGGCAUUGUGGAUUGGAGGAUGGUCGCUCUCAGGUACGGCACAGACUUUGAGGAGGCAGGCGGCACAGUGGUAACCGAAUAUGAAGUCAGUGACAUUUCCAUGGUCACAGAGAGCCCAGCUGGGAGCACAGAAGGAAUGAAAUACCCAAUCACAGUCAGAAGCAAAAAGGGCAAUGAGGUGCAGUGCCGGUACGUCUUGACCUGUGGGGGCCUAUACUCAGACCGCCUGUCGCAGAUAUCCGGAUGCAGUCCAGAGCCACGGAUCGUCCCCUUCAGAGGAGAUUAUUUGGUCCUGAAGCCAGAGAAAAAUUAUCUGGUGAAGGGAAAUGUCUACCCUGUCCCUGACCCUCGUUUUCCUUUCCUUGGGGUCCACUUCACCCCACGGAUGGAUGGAAGUAUUUGGCUCGGCCCCAAUGCAAUUCUCGCCUUCAAAAGGGAAGGAUACAAAAUGUACGACUUCAACAUACGAGACUUUGCAGAUGCACUGUCAUUCAGGGGCCUCCAGAAACUUGUGAUGAGGAACAUAAUGUAUGGGAUUGGAGAAAUGUAUAGAGGGUUUUUUAUUGGUGCACAGGUUAAAAUCCUGCAGAAGUACAUACCUGAACUCUCACCGAGUGACGUGCUCAGGGGUCCUGCAGGAGUUCGAGCUCAGGCUCUUGACCGAAACGGCAACCUAGUGGAUGACUUUGUUUUUGAUGGAGGGGUUGGGGAUGUGGGUAGUCGGGUGCUCCACGUGCGUAACGCCCCCUCGCCAGCGGCCACCUCCUCCCUUGCAAUCGCUGAGAUGAUUGCAGACGAGUUGGAGUGCCGCUUUUCCCUGUAGAAAAAUGGCAGAAGGAAAAAGAAAACUAAAUAAUCCAGCUUGAGGUCAUUGAAACUACAGUGUAGUAUCAAGCUGUCACUACCUCAGUAUCACUGUCAUUGAGACAUUUUUAUUACAGGUUGAGUUCUAAUUUAGGGGGAGAGAGUUUUAUAUCUUUGACUUAAUUACAUUUUUUAGGCAAUUUUUACUUAGAAGUGCUAUUACAGGUAACAAUGUCUUUAGUCCACCACAUAAAGUAAAAAAAAUAAUAUUUUUCUACGCUACAUUUCUGUUUAAGAAGAAGAGACAUCAUGAGUGGAAAGAAGAUUUUAUCAUACUGUUUAACAUUAAAUAGGAAUAUAGAAACAUUUGACAGAAUGUGAACUUUUCAGUUGGGUAUUUUUGGACUAUCGUUCUGGCAUGGAAUUUAAGGAUAAUCACCUUUAUUUGGCCAAGUAUGUUACAUACACUAGGAAUUUGUUUCUGGUACAGAACUGAGGCAGUGGAAAGAAACGGUUCAUGUAACGCACAGUUAUAACUACAGAAUGCAGAAUGGUUGUGCUUGCUUGAUUUGACCAUUCUCAUCACUGGACAGUGUUGUCUGCCAAAAUAAAAAGAUUGUGAAAUGAUAUCAAGAUUAAAUAAAUAAUUUGUCUUGUGUUAUACUUAAAUUAAUGCAAAGUGGGCAUACUUUUGUUUUGUGUGUUUGUGGGGAGAUGAUCUCGUAUAAUUCUGCUACAGUUUUCUCUUUGUUCACAUAACUGAAGGAGCUUCACAUAUGGCUAAAGGUGUCCAGAUCUAUCAAAUUAGUCUCAGUUGUAGUUAUUGCUUCCCUCUUAUUUAAAGAGAUUAAUGCUAAAGGAUUUUUUUAUUGUAGACACAUUUUUAAAUAGCAAAUGUGCCAAAAGUAUGUUUAAAUAUAGACUGGUUAUCCUUGUAUAUACACUACCCGUUGGACUGAAUGGGAAAGUGUCCAAACGUUUUGUAGUGAUAAAAGCAUUGCCUAUCGUCCAAUUCCUGAAUUAAGCAUUUAAAAUAAUUCGUCCACCAGGAGGCGGAAUCUCAGCAACAAACUCUUUAUGAGCUGCGAUGUAAGCACAAAUAUGUCUCAAAUAGAGGAUGAUGUUAAACCGUUUCUUAAUGUUUGAACUAUUAAUAUUUGUA